Molecule: messenger RNA, 1218 nt
Organism: Aegilops tauschii subsp. strangulata
Lineage: Eukaryota; Viridiplantae; Streptophyta; Magnoliopsida; Poales; Poaceae
Source: RefSeq, a predicted model, not a curated record
AUGGCAGAUAAUCAGUGGAUGUAUAGUGGGUUUUUCCAUCGGAAUCAAGUAACAACAGAGUGGGUCGAGAAAACUGAUGUGUUUUUGAAAGAGACAUUCCGUAGUCCAAUGAGGAUGGUGCCAGAAUGCCCGUGUGCCAAAUGUAAGAGACGUAUCUGCAGAGAUAAGAGUGAGAUGACUAAGCACCUUCGCACGCAUGGAUUUAUGCCCAACUUUAAUAUGCCGAUAAGCUUUGCCCAGCGGGACCGUGGUAGAGAGGAGGUGAUACAACAAAGCGUCGCUGGUUAUGAGGACGAUGGGGUUAGAGACAUGCUAGAUGAUGUCUUUGCUGCACAACCGACACCUCUGUCAAAUUCAGCGAAUGAACCGGAGAAGCCAGAGGAAACCGCAAAGGCCUUCCUGGAUAUCUUGGCCUCGUCAAAGAAACCUCUUUAUGAGGGUGUCAAGCUAUCUGUGCUGGAUGCCAUCUCGCAACUGAUGGCAGUCAAGGCUGAGUACGGCUGUAGCCGAGGUUUCUUCGAAGCAUUUCUGGGAGUAUGGGCUAACAGCCUGCCUGAGGGCCAUGAACUGCCGAAAACCAUGUACGCUACAAAGAAAAUCAUGAAGGCGCUCUCCAUGGACUAUGAGAAAAUACAUGUUUGUCCAAAGAAUUGCCUUUUGUUUAGGCAUGAUUAUGCGGAUGACAACUACUGUAGGAAGUGCGGUUCCUCUCGGUAUAUUGAGGCGGUCGAUGAGCAUGGUCAGAAGCGGCAGCUAAAAAUCCCUUUGAAGGUUCUUCGGUAUCUUGAUUUUAUAAAAAUACUGCAGUGCCUUUUCAUCACCGAGGAGUCUGUCAAAAUGAUGAAGUGGCACAAGGAAGGCAAAAGGUACAAUCCAAAAAAAAUUGUACAUCCAUCAGAAGGUGAAGCAUGGAAGUCAUUCGAUAUAGAGUACCCGGAGGAAGCAGCCGAGGCUGGGAAUGUCAGAAUUGCUAUAACAGGUGAUGGGUUCAAUCCAUAUGGUAUGUCCUCUAAUCCAUACAGCUGCUGGCCCAUAUUUGCUAUUCCGCUCAAUCUCCCUCCCGGCACCAUAAUGCAACGCAAGACCAUGUUUCUGUCGCUUAUAAUUCCGGGGCCUGAAUAUCCGGGGAAGAAUUUGAGUGUGUUUAUGCAGCCGUUGGUGGAUGAUUUGCACCAUUCUUGGUACUUCCCGAGGUUGACAUACGACCGGCAUCUGUAG